Molecule: messenger RNA, 1017 nt
Organism: Pseudocercospora fijiensis CIRAD86
Lineage: Eukaryota; Fungi; Ascomycota; Dothideomycetes; Mycosphaerellales; Mycosphaerellaceae
Exons: 2
Coding region: 1-1017 (338 amino acids)
Cellular component (GO): nucleus
Source: RefSeq, a predicted model, not a curated record
AUGGGGCUCGUGGACUACUCAGACAGCGAGAGCGAUGGCGAAGGUGCGCCCACCCAAUCAGCCAAGCCAUCAGCACCAAUACCAGCAGCGAAGCCAGUCUUCCAGAAAGCAGCACCAGGAAAGAUUCAAGUCAGUCUUCCUAGCCUCAAGGCAGAGCCACGACAGAACGGUGAUGCGGCAGCCGAGCCACCGUCGAAAAGAGCGCGCACACGAGGUGUUUUCAGUGGAUUCAAUGCGCUAUUGCCAGCGCCCAAACGGACAGCACAAAAUGCUCCCAAGGCCGGAGUCAGCCUGAAGACCAGCAGUGAAGCUGCCUUUAGUCGGAAUCCACUACCACAAGCGGUAGAGCAAGAAGAGUACGUAGCGCCAACAUUGAAUGAAGGCUCGGCGGAGAAGGACGCCGAGCCUGCGAAAGAGCCGAAAUUAGUUGGCAAAGCCACGAGAUUUCUGCCUCUCAGUGUUUCUGGCAAGAAGAAAAAGAAGCCUAUAGCAAAACCUCCUCCGGUAGCGAACGAACAAGAGGCGCCAAACCCAAAGCCUAAAAAGUCAUUGUUCUCAGUGACUCAAGAAGACGAUGUAGCUGUGGUAGAUUCGCCGUCUGGGGAGUACGAGCCUAUAACGAUCGAUCGAAGUACGGCCUCAACGACACAAGAGGCAGAGCUUCCAGCAUCAGCACAAUACUCAACGCCAGCAGACCCCAACUCUCUUGAAGCGGUGGCGGCAGACUUGAAUCUCACGCCGGCUCAAAGAAGGCAGCUAUUCGGUAGACAAGGGAAAGGUGCUAAUGUCACACACUUCAACCUGGAUGCCGAAUAUCGCAAGAAUGAGGAGCUCCGAGCAGCUGGAGAGGUCGUUGAACAUAAAGCUGUCAAGGCUAUCGCACCUGGCAAGCACAGUCUGCAACAACUUGUCAACAACGCCCGUACGCAAGAGGAUGCGAUGGAAGAUAAAUGGGCGGAAGGUAGGAGAGCCAGGGGCGAAGGUAGUAGCAAGUAUGGUUGGAGCAGUGGGAGAUGA